AUGACAGCAUACGGGCAUUCAGCUGGUGAAUUCAUCGAGUGCCUCAGUAUUGCAAUACAAUUGAGAAAAGAAGAAACUGUGGACCAAUAUGGAAACGUAGCAUAUCGGGUCGGAUUCAAAAUUGGUGGCGGAAUUGAUCAAGAUCCCGCCUGUGCGCCAUUCAGAUACCCCGAUCAGGGCAUAUACAUAACGCAUAUCGAUGAGGAUUCGCCAGCGGCUCGAGCUGGUCUCAGACGUCACGACAAAAUCUUGCAGGUGAAUGGGCUCGACUUCACGCUGUUAACUCACGAGAGAGCGGUGAAAUACAUCAAGAAGUAUGCAGUGUUAGACAUGCUUGUGGCUCGAGCCGAACUUCCACCUUUACACCACUGA
Messenger RNA from Haemonchus placei, 372 nucleotides. The record is from the annotation of a GenBank genome assembly. NCBI's taxonomy places the organism in Eukaryota, Metazoa, Nematoda, Chromadorea, Rhabditida, Trichostrongylidae.